CAGCUAGCUCAGUUGUGUCAGUCAGGUGAUUGUCCAAACAAGGACACGGGCGUCAGUUUACAUCCACAAAAUACUCAUGUACAGCUGAGAAAAUGAAGAAAAACAAGGGAAAGGUGAACACCACUGAGAAGGAGUUUGUGUUUCGGUUCAGGGCAGGGAGGAAUGUCUGUGUCCUCAAAGUACCUCUGCAAUUCCCUGUCCAAGAAAAUGUCAAUGACCUUCAUGGACGACUUAUGCUGCUGCACAAAAUACCUUGCUUCGUUGAGAAUGAACUGAAGAGCACACUGUCCACCUUUAUUGAGAGUGAAACCAUCCAGGACUAUGACAGAGAAGCAGAGUUGGCCCUACAGAGACUGACAACAGGAGAGGUGGACGUCAACCAGCUUACAAACAAAUGGGCAAAGGCCUACUCGGAGACCACGCUGGAACAUGCUCAUCCUGAGGAGCCCUGCUGGGAUGAGGACUUUGCAGAUGUUUACCACGAGCUCAUCCAUUCCCCGGCCUCUGACACCCUGCUCAACCUGGAACACAGCUACUUUGUCAGCGUCUCGGAGCUCAUCAGUGAGAGAGACAUGGAGCUGAAGAAGUUACAAGAGAGACAGGCAGCAGAGAUGGACAAAGUCAUGCAGGAGCUGGGAAAGACCAUGACUGACCAGGAUGUAAAUGCAUUUGCCUCUCAACACUUCGAUGCCCAGCAGGUGCUGGAGAACAAGUGGGCCAAUGAACUGAAACAGGUGACUCAUAUUCAGAAGCAGGAGUAUCAGGAGUGGGUGAUUAAACUACACCAGGACAUGCAGAACCCCAAUAACAGCACUAUUAAUGAGGAGAUCAAGGUGCAGCCCAGUCAGCUGACAGUGGAGUCUGAGCCUGGGGCCAGGCUGUACGAGGAGCAGCGACAGCUGGAGGAGAGCUUCACCAUCCACUUAGGUGCACAGCUGAAGACCAUGCACAACCUGCGGCUGGUGCGGGCGGACGUGCUGGACUUCUGUAAGCACCGUCGGCAUGGCAGCAGUGGGACCAAGCUGCGGCGGCUGCAGACUGCUCUGUCGCUCUACUCCUCGUCCCUGUGUGGCCUGGUGCUGCUGGUGGACAACCGGGUCAACUCCUAUAGCGGCAUCAAGAGAGACUUUGCCACAGUAUCUAAGGAGUGUACAGACUUCCACUUCCCUCGGCUGGAGGAGCAGCUGGAGGUGGUCCAGCAGGUGGCGCUUUACGCCCGGGCUCAGAGGAGCAGCAAGCACAAAGUCCAGCCGGAGGUUCCUAGGAAUGGAACUAAUAGUGAAGAUAAAAACAAAAAUUUGGAAAGGAAUCCCUCCAAUAUCUUACCAGGUGAAUUCUACAUCUCCCGCCACUCCAACCUGUCUGAGGUCCACAUAGUGUUCCACCUGUGUGUGGAUGACAACGUGCGCUCAGGCAACAUCACGGCCCGGGACCCUGCCAUCAUGGGCCUUCGCAACAUCCUCAAGGUCUGCUGCACUCACGACGUCACCACCAUCACCAUCCCUCUGCUACUGGUCCACGACAUGUCAGAGGAGAUGACCAUCCCAUGGUGCCUGAAGCGGGCUGAGCUGGUCUUUAAAUGUGUCAAAGGUUUCAUGAUGGAGAUGGCAUCGUGGGAUGGAGGGAUCUCACGGACUGUCCAGUUUCUAGUUCCACAGAGUAUAUCGGAGGAGAUGUUCUACCAGUUGAGCAACAUGCUGCCUCAGAUCUUCCGCGUCUCCUCCACCCUCACGCUCACCUCCAAACGCUGACGGAGACACCAAUCACAUUGGCUUGGCAACUGUCAACACUGAGUUCCAGCAAACAUAUUUAAAUAGUUGCAUUUCACAGGGGUUAGUGUGAUGGAUGACUUCAGAGCUUCCUGUCACAAGUGAUUAUCAACCCCUGCGUAAUUAGCAUCUUGAGGCAAGGCGACAUCAUCUCGGGGCGAGGCGACAUCAUCUUGCCAAAAAGAUAGAUUGUGUUGUUGUCCGACACGAGCAUUAUGCAGUUUUUGUGCAUUGCAGUGAAUUAUAGUGAAGGCUCUGUCAUUAUUUCUCUCCACUCCAAUAACAGCAGAGGGCACUGUUCUCAGAGACAAAGCCCCCAACUCUCUGAUAGAUGUUUAAUCUACUUUGUGCCUAAACAUGGACUUUAUUAUCUUUUAUUAUGAAACUGACAGUUGGCAUUAAAGUUGCACCCUAUUGAGCAUACACAAGUUCAGCACUUAAACUUUUCAAUGUGGCAUUCCAAUGAACUCAUUCCAAUUUACUCUGUGUUUGCACCUAUAUCGGCAGUAAAGGAGUAUUGAAACUGUUUCAAGGAGAAUGACAGGCUGUGUAUAUAGUCACAAACUUACAUUACUGAUCUAAUGUGAAUCUCAUCUCUGUGAAAUGUUUCUGAUUUGACAUAAUUUUUUUUUAAAUUACUGGGGCCUGAAGCACUGGAGUAUAGCCUACACCAUAUUGCAGUUUCUGCACAAUUUUAUUUACUGUUUAGGAAUAAUCCACGAUUGGCUAAUCUCCCUGAAGCUAAUAUGACAUAGUAAUUGCAUUCCAUUUCUGCUUGGAUUAAGCCAUUUUAGAUAGAUUAAAUAAUUAUUAUUGUCAGGCACUCGGGCUCCCAAGUGGCGCAGUGGUCUAAGCUACUGAAUCUCAGUGCUAGAGGCGUCACUGUAGUACCUGGCUCGAAUCCAGGCUGCCUCACAUCCGGCCGUGAUUGGGAGUCCCAUAGGGCGGCGCGCAAUUGGCCCAGCAUCGUCCGGGUUUGGCCGGGGUAGGCUGUCAUUGUAAAUAAGAAUUUGUUCUUAACUGACUUGCCUAGAUAAAUUAAAAAAAUAAAACAUUUUCCUGCCCUGAUUAUCAGUGUCAGUAUUUAGGUGAUUAAACAGAUCAAGUGCACUAUUCAAAACAGUGUCUUUUUCAAGUGAAAAACAGAUGGCUGUUGGCAUUCUCCUCCGAGCUCUCAAGUCGGUGUUGUGUUAACUUGCCGCACUUUUUAUACCGUACUGCAGUGGUGAGAACCCACAAAACGCUACGGAAAUGUGUCACUGAAUGCCUUGCAUUCUUGCCAUUGGUCUCGGUGGCCUUAAGUGUUGGGUUCCCUGGGGCAGAGGAACCAUGGUGCCGACUCAGCAGCAUCAUGCACCGGCCGGGCCUAGUGUUUGUCCUCCUCCCUGGUGUUGUGUGCAGCCAGGCAGCCUGGACUUCAGAGCCUCACACAUAGGCCCUCUGACGAGGACAGCAAAUCCCUGGAACAAUUGACCUCCUAGGGGGCUGAUUGGUUCCUGGGUUCAGGUACACAACUAGCCCUAUGUGGCACGUUCAUGUCAGACUAAUCUUGGUUUGACACGCUUUACUGACUUUAUUGUCCCCAUGGGGAAAUGUUGUUGCAGCAUCAUGUACGUGUUUAAAUACAGUAGACAACAAAUAGACAAUAAAAAAUUAACAAGUUACAUACAGUAUAUACCAAUGAAAGAGACUAGCCUGCUGACCUUACUGGGUGGAUAGGAACAUUAGCCUGAGCUGUUUAGGAGGGAUAUCACACUUGGCACAAAUUAUUGUCUAGUUCUGUUUUUCCUGUGGGGGGUGCUCUGUUUACAGUACAGGGCCCUGGAUUUAAUCAAACCUGUAAAUAAUUGUUUCCACGGUAAGUCAAAGACAUGAAUGCUCUUGCACAGCAAGAAAUAAAUUAAUUUGAGAUGA
Messenger RNA from Salmo salar (Atlantic salmon), 3683 nucleotides. RefSeq names its product FERRY endosomal RAB5 effector complex subunit 3. Gene Ontology annotation, cellular component: cytoplasm. The record is from RefSeq and is a predicted model, not a curated record. NCBI's taxonomy places the organism in Eukaryota, Metazoa, Chordata, Actinopteri, Salmoniformes, Salmonidae. Gene Ontology annotation, biological process: regulation of mast cell degranulation.